Phlebotomus papatasi is the source of this 575-nucleotide messenger RNA. RefSeq names its product 28S ribosomal protein S24, mitochondrial (gene mRpS24). The record is from RefSeq and is a predicted model, not a curated record. Gene Ontology annotation, cellular component: mitochondrion. Gene Ontology annotation, biological process: translation. Bases 34 to 534 code for a protein of 166 amino acids. The transcript has 3 exons. Lineage: Eukaryota; Metazoa; Arthropoda; Insecta; Diptera; Psychodidae.
UGUCAGCGCCACGGUGUGUCAAAGUUUUUAAACAUGUCUUCGCCACUCCUCACGCAGUUGUGUCAGCAUGGAUUGAUGCAUCGACUGACACUGGGCAGGUGUAUCCACACAAGCGCAGCGCUGGAGAAAAAAGUCACCGGGAAAUACAAGAUAUCAGCAAAAAGAGAUCGUCCUCUUACAUAUGAAAUGUCCCAGAAACCGCAACAUAUAGCAGUGAGGAAGGCUUGGAACUCCUGGAACACAUCAAAUUUAUUGGAUGGUCUGAGAUCUUCGGAAACAGCUGUAGAGGAUAUGUUUAUAAGGAAAUUCAUGAUAGGCACAUGGCACAGUUUAGUUCUAUCUGAAGUGAUUAUCAAAAGGCAAUUUAAUCACAUCCGAAUAGCAGCUGUUAUACGCCAAGGUAUAUCUGCCCAGAAAAUGUAUUUUCUAAUAGGGUAUACUGAAGAAAUGCUGGCUCGUUGGUUACAUUGUCCUGUAACACUGGAGCUAGAGACGGUGCCUGAAAAGAAAGAUAUAGUGUUCAAAUACAUUUAGGAUCAGAGAUUAUGGAAUAAAGCCGUUCUGUGUAGAAGCAA